This is a messenger RNA of Conger conger (European conger), 4493 nucleotides long. It is a transcript of the gene galnt1, whose product is annotated as UDP-N-acetyl-alpha-D-galactosamine:polypeptide N-acetylgalactosaminyltransferase 1. The record is from RefSeq and is a predicted model, not a curated record. The transcript is spliced from 13 exons. Lineage: Eukaryota; Metazoa; Chordata; Actinopteri; Anguilliformes; Congridae. The coding region runs from base 696 to 2369 and encodes 557 amino acids. Gene Ontology annotation, cellular component: Golgi apparatus.
GCGGAGAGCUGAUGCCCGGUACUGUACCUAUGGGUUAGAAGCUCUCAAUCCUUGGCUAAUUUGCUCUGCAAUUACCACGGACGAACUACGCACGAAGUAUUUAAAGGACGCAAUUUGAAACAAUGACAUAGAUUUAUUUUUAUCCGUCACUACCACUAUUGCGGAUGUAUCCCCUCUUUUUUCGGAUUAAUUUUUGAGGUACUGCGUUCUUGAGAUCACACAUUACAUCGACCGAAGACCCAGCUAGAGAUAUCCAAUGGGCUUGACCCGCGUUUGAAUGUAACAUCAGAAUAGUCUAAAUUAUAUUCAUGGGCGGAUUUAUUUUGGGUAAUUUACUAACGGUAAGAACCGUUAUCUGACGAGUCAUAACGUUACCUUGGUAUCGCUUGCUGUCUUCAUCAGCAAGAUAUUUCGUUUCGACACGCGUUUUAAAUUAGUCGUUCCGCUAAAUCUGACUGGAAACGUUACAAGGGGAACCUGAACGCGGAAUACCACUUUCCAGAACACUUUUAAAAUAACUUCUAACAAGAAACGAAAGAAAACUGCCAUAAUUUUGUGUUCAUCAUCGAAAGGGAGCAUGUGUGUGUGACGGGUGUCAGCGGUGGGAUCUGUCGACCCCCUCCCCUUGUUGGAGCCCCUUCACAACUGGACUGGAGACCCCAUUUCGCAGUCCCCGUGGCAUCAACUUUACAGCUAUGAGGAAGUUUGCCUACUGCAAGGUGGUGCUGGCCACGUCUCUGGUCUGGGUGAUGCUGGACAUGUUCAUCCUGCUCUACUUCAGCGAGUGCAAUAAGUGUGAUGACAAGAAGGAGAGGGGACUGCCGGGGAGAGACGAGGUGGUCCAGAGGCCUCACGAUGGACCGGGUGAGAUGGGCAAGCCGGUGGUCAUCCCCAAGGAGAACCAGGAGAAGAUGAAGGAGAUGUUCAAGAUUAAUCAGUUCAACCUCAUGGCCAGCGAGAUGAUCGCCCUCAACAGGUCCUUGCCUGACGUGCGUCUCGAAGGGUGCAAGAACAAGCUGUACCCAGACGAGCUGCCCCGCACCAGCGUGGUCAUCGUCUUCCACAACGAGGCCUGGACCACCCUGCUGCGCACCGUCCGCAGCGUCAUCAACCGCUCGCCCCGCCACCUGCUGGAGGAGGUGGUGCUGGUGGACGACGCCAGCGAGAGGGAGUUCCUGAAGAGGCCUCUGGAGCAGUACGUGCGCAGGCUGGAGGUGCCGGUGCGCGUGGUGCGGAUGGAGCAGCGGUCGGGGCUGAUCCGCGCACGGCUCAAGGGGGCCUCCCUCUCCACGGGCCAGGUCAUCACCUUCCUGGACGCCCACUGCGAGUGCACCGUGGGCUGGCUGGAGCCACUGCUCGCCCGGAUCAAGCUGGACAGGAGAACGGUGGUGUGCCCCAUCAUCGAUGUGAUCAGCGACGACACCUUCGAGUACAUGGCUGGCUCUGACAUGACGUACGGUGGAUUCAACUGGAAGCUGAACUUCCGCUGGUACCCCGUCCCGCAGAGGGAGAUGGACCGCAGGAAAGGCGACCGCACACUUCCUGUCAGGACUCCCACCAUGGCCGGAGGGCUCUUCUCCAUCGAUCGGGACUACUUCCAGGAGAUCGGCACCUACGACGCUGGCAUGGACAUCUGGGGAGGAGAGAAUCUGGAGAUUUCCUUCAGGAUCUGGCAGUGCGGGGGGACCCUGGAGAUCGUCACCUGCUCCCACGUGGGCCACGUGUUCCGCAAGGCCACGCCCUACACCUUCCCCGGGGGCACUGGCCAGAUCAUCAACAAGAACAACCGCCGCCUGGCCGAGGUGUGGAUGGACGAGUUCAAGAACUUCUUCUACAUCAUCUCCCCCGGUGUGACCAAGGUGGACUAUGGGGACAUUUCCACCCGGACUUCCCUGAGGCAGAAGCUGCAGUGCAAGCCCUUCUCCUGGUACCUGGAAAACGUCUACCCAGACUCCCAGAUCCCCCGCCAUUACUACUCUCUGGGAGAGAUCCGCAAUGUGGAGACCAACCAGUGCCUGGAUAACAUGGCCAGGAAAGAGAACGAGAAAGUGGGGAUAUUCAACUGCCACGGCAUGGGUGGAAACCAGGUUUUCUCCUACACAGCCAAUAAGGAGAUCCGCACUGACGACCUCUGCCUGGACGUGUCCAAGCUGAGCGGCCCGGUCAUGAUGCUGAAGUGUCACCACCUGAAAGGGAACCAGUUAUGGGAGUACGACCCCAUGAAACUGACAUUAGUGCACGUCAACAGCAACCAGUGUCUGGACAAGGCCACGGAGGAGGACAGCCAGGUGCCCAGCGUCAGAGACUGCAAUGGCAGCCGGUCCCAGCAGUGGCUCCUGAGGAACGUCACGUUGCCCGAGAUAUUCUAAACACAAUGGAGACAGACGGAGGGCAAUCGAGAGAGGAAGGGGCUGCAGUCACACAAACAUUCGAAGAGAGAGCGAGGAACGAGCGGGAAAAUAUUUUUCGACCGGGCUACCUCGGCAAACUUCUCUGCCCUCACGGUGGCUGCAAAAGAGAAAUAAAUAACUCCCCUUUACUCUGUGAGAGACAGAGAGAGAGAAAAGACUUGGGCGCUGGAGGGAAAAAAACUUGAUUCAUGUGCACUUGCCUUUCCUAGAAGAGGCAGUCGUCCCAGUACCGCUUGCAUAUCGGUUGUUUACGUGACUGCCUCUGUUUUUUUUUAUUUUUGCGUGUGCGUGCAUGUGCGUGUAUGUGGGUGAGUGUGUGUGUGAGUGUGAGUGUAUGUGUGUUUUCCCUCCAAAAGGGGCAUUGCCUCGCUUUUGUUUUAUUUAAUUUUUUUAUAUGGAAGUACAAAAAUCAGUGAAGGUGUGAUGAAAGGGCACGCCUGUGAUUCAGCAGAAUAUGAGCCUACAGGGUGUCGCCUGGGGAGGAGGCCUACUAAUAUCAGUGUGUGUGUGUGUGCGUGUGUGUGUGUGUGUGUGUGUGUGUGCGCGUGUGUGCGCGUGUGUGCGCGUGUGUGUGUGUGUGGGUUAUCAGCGAGGUUAUGGCUUUGGAAGGAAAAGGACAAGCCACACAUGACACGGCCUGGCCAAGCAAGUCACAGCUGCUGAAACUCUUUGUCCACAGAUAUUUUAGGCCAGUUGAGUCGAAGGACUACAUACUGUGGAAAAGCUCAACAGAGAAAGGAGUCUCACAAACUCAAAUUGAGAAGAGAACAAUGAAGCAAUCAUAAAAAACAGGGUUGACUUUAAUUCCUAUAGGUUCAAAAGACAAAAUAAUCAGUUUGUGAUAUCUUCGAUUUUUAUGUAGGAUUUUUUUACAUGAAUCGUAAACAUAAUUUUUUGUUUGUUUUUACAGUUUUGUGAGUGCCACAAAAAAAGUGAUUUGAGUUUAUUUUUAAAAUUUAAAUUGGACCCUUUUUUGUUUGUUUGUCUGUUUGUCUUUAAAUAAGGUGUUAAUAUAGAGCUAACAUGUAUACAUCUAGGUCUCUGUAUAUCCCAGAACUGUUGCCUUCUUGGUCAUUUUGUGACUGACCUUGAUGAUCUAAUCUUGCUGUUUGCUCCGUAAUGGUGGUCUUUCCAUUUCAGUUUGAAGGAGAGAGUUGUGCUUCCACGCUUAUCUACUGUCGUGUGUCACCCUUUGACAGUUCCCCAAGUGACCCUCCUAGGGCCCUUUCCCUUUUUCGUGUGAUGAGCGCACGUCUAUGUCAUCGCUACGUUUCAUUGCAGCUAUCGCGCACCUUGCUUGGUCCCAGAGGGGGUGCGCUUUGGAAAUGCUUGAUGUUGACUUCACUUCAGGAGUUCUCCAGGUGACGGAGUGACGUCACCUUGCGCUCAAGCCCGUUUCCACAUCGGACUCUUCUAACCCGCUGAAGGCCCCCCUCGCCCUCACUUCCUCCAAUGGCGACAAAAAGUGGACAAUGGACACGCCCACACAUCAACUGCAUUUCAUCUUUUUAUUUUCUGUAGAUACAAAGGAACAUGAAAAAAAAACUGCAUUAUCAUAUCUUUUCUGGAUUAACAGACCAAAAGAGACCUUUACAGACUGGAGAUUAUUAACUGUGGGGCAAAUGAACAGGUGUGAUAUGGAAUCCCCCGUAAGGGUUUUAGAUGAUAAAACAGAUGAAUCACUGACUGAUAUUAUGGAGUUUUCUUGUCUGAAGGCACACACGGGCCAUCCUAUCAACAACCAGAAUUCUGGAUAUCAUUUUUCUUAUCAUAUUGCUUUUAUCAUCAUGAUUAAUUCACGUUUAAUAUGGAUGUUAACGACCAACAUCAUCAAGUUCCUACAUAUAAUACUUUAUCUGAAGUUUUCGGUAAAGUCCAUACAUUUCAGUUUCCUUUUUAAGCAGGAAAAGAGGGUGUUUACACACAUUUUUUAAAAUAAAUGUCUGUUCAUUUGUACUUUUUAUUUCAUGUUUCCGAGACUAAGACUGAAUCUUGAAGGGUUUGAUGAUUCGUAUGACUGUAUUUUAAGGGCUCCCAAAGGAGCUGGUCUACAAGGGGGGAAAUAAAGAGUGAGAAAGUGUU